UGGUCCCCUCUGCCCCUUGAGCUCGGGGCAGGGGCCUGGGGGCAGUGCCGGUUCCCCUCCUUGGGCAGAGCGGGGGUCUCUCCCCUCUCACUGAGCGGCAGCAGCAGCAGCAUCGGCCAUGGACAAGCUGCCCCCCUCCAUGCGCAAGAGGCUCUACAGCCUGCCCCAGCAGAUCGGACCCAAGGCGUCGAUCAUGGACGAGGAGGAUGACAGCGACAAGGACACCCGGAGGAAAAGCAUCAGGCUGAAGCCACUGCCUUCGCCCUCUGCUGGGAGCACACGGGCCCUCGGGGGGGACCCCGGCAGAGGGGGAGACCCCGGCCUCCUGGAGACGGAGGCCGGCGGCAAGGGCGCCAAGACCAGCACCAACGGGGACUGCCGCCGCUUCAAAGGGAGCCUGUCCUCGCUGACCAGCAGGCACCUCCACGACGCGGCCGAGGAGAAGAGGCUGAUCGGCGGCGAAGGGGAGCCGGCCUCCCCCAGCGAGGACAAGAGCCCCCCCGGCAGUGGGGAGCUGGAGCAGGGGCUGCCGGCGCCCCCACCGCCCGCAUCCCCCCCGGAGCCCCAGCAGCCCCCCCGGGCCUGCUCCUCCACUUCCAUCAAAGUGGAAGGAGGUGGAGGGUGCGACCAGAUCACCCCAGAUGAGGAGCAGAGGCUGGGCCAAGCCGGUUUCAUGCAGAGGCAGUUCGGGGCCAUGCUCCAGCCGGGGGUCAACAAAUUCUCCUUGAGGAUGUUUGGCAGCCAGAAGGCCGUGGAGAGGGAGCAGGAGAGGGUUAAAUCUGCCGGGUUCUGGAUCAUCCACCCCUACAGCGACUUCAGGUUUUAUUGGGAUUUGACCAUGCUGCUCCUGAUGGUAGGGAACCUGAUCAUCAUCCCUGUGGGCAUCACUUUCUUCAAGGAUGAAAACACUACCCCAUGGAUUGUCUUCAAUGUGGUUUCGGACACGUUCUUCCUCAUCGACCUUGUCCUCAACUUCCGAACAGGCAUCGUGGUGGAGGACAACACCGAGAUCAUCCUGGACCCGCAGAGGAUCAAGAUGAAGUACCUCAAGAGCUGGUUUGUGGUGGAUUUUAUCUCCUCCAUCCCCGUGGACUAUAUCUUCCUGAUCGUGGAGACCCGCAUUGACUCCGAGGUGUACAAGACGGCCCGGGCCCUGCGCAUCGUGCGCUUCACCAAGAUCCUGAGCCUGCUGCGGCUGCUGCGGCUCUCCCGGCUCAUCCGCUACAUCCACCAGUGGGAGGAGAACGACUCCUGGGGGAAGCAGUAUUCCUACGCGCUCUUCAAGGCCAUGAGCCACAUGCUGUGCAUCGGCUACGGGCAGCAGGCGCCCGUGGGCAUGUCGGACGUGUGGCUCACCAUGCUCAGCAUGAUCGUGGGGGCCACCUGCUACGCCAUGUUCAUCGGCCACGCCACCGCCCUCAUCCAGUCCCUGGACUCCUCCCGCCGCCAGUACCAGGAGAAGUACAAACAAGUGGAGCAGUACAUGUCCUUCCACAAGCUCCCGGCGGACAUGAGGCAGCGCAUCCAUGACUACUACGAGCACCGGUACCAGGGGAAGAUGUUUGAUGAGGAGAGCAUCCUGGGGGAGCUGAGCGAGCCCCUGAGAGAGGAAAUCAUCAACUUCAACUGCCGGAAGCUGGUGGCCUCCAUGCCCCUGUUUGCCAACGCAGACCCCAACUUUGUGACGUCCAUGCUGACCAAGCUGCGGUUCGAGGUGUUCCAGCCGGGUGACUACAUCAUCCGCGAGGGCACCAUCGGCAAGAAGAUGUACUUCAUCCAGCACGGCGUGGUCAGCGUCCUCACCAAGGGCAACAAGGAGACCAAGCUGGCCGACGGCUCCUACUUCGGAGAGAUCUGCCUGCUGACGCGGGGCCGGCGCACGGCCAGCGUGCGAGCGGACACCUACUGCCGCCUGUACUCCCUGUCCGUGGACAACUUCAACGAGGUGCUGGAGGAGUACCCCAUGAUGCGCAGGGCUUUUGAGACCGUGGCUCUGGACAGGCUGGACAGAAUUGGCAAGAAGAAUUCCAUUCUGCUGCAUAAAGUCCAGCAUGACCUGAAUUCGGGUGUUUUCAACUACCAGGAGAAUGAGAUCAUCCAGCAGAUCGUGCAGCACGACAGGGAGAUGGCUCACUGUGCUCACAACGUCCAGGCCGCUGCCGCCGCCGCCUCCACACCCACCCCGGUCAUCUGGACCCCACUGAUCCAGGCGCCCCUCCAGGCUGCAGCAGCCACCACGUCCGUGGCCAUCGCCCUGACCCACCACCCCCGGCUCCCCACAGCCAUCUUCCGUCCACCCGUGUCCGUGCUGGGCUCCCUGGGGCAGCAAUCCAACCAGACUCCCAGGCAGCUGAAAAGAUUUCAGUCCCUAAUCCCAUCAACCGGCCCCUCUGCCGUGGGCUCUCCCUCCAGUACUCCCUCCCAGCUGCACACACCCGGAGCAGAAACCCCCUCGUCCUCUUCCUUCCACAUCCAGCAGCUCGCAGGGUUCUCAGCUGCCGCCGGCUUAGGCCAGUUCCAGUCCGGUGUCGCCUCUCCCUGUUACACCCCUUCUGGCCUUAGUCCUCCCAGUCAGAGCCCAGUGGCAACAAGAACUUUCCAGAGUGGCCCUGCCGGGCCCACAGGCUCUCACGGCUCGCUGCUGCUGCCCCAGCCCGCCAGCCCCCCUGCGCAGAUCCUGCAGGCCAAGGGCGCGGCGCCGGUGCCGCCGGGACGGCUCAACCAGGACAUCAAGCUGAUCUCUGCUUCCCAGCCAUCUCUGCCCCAGGAGCUGGCGCAGACACUGGGCCACAGUUCUCCUCAUUCCUCUAGAGAAUCUGUUUCCAGCUUCUCUCCUUUUCCUGGAGGAGGGACUGGACUUCUGGGGAAGCCUUGCAGCUCGAUCCCCGGGCGCGUGACUUUGCCGCGGCAGAUGUCCUCAGGGUCUUUGCCACACCCGCUGGUGUUCGGGGCCGGCGCCGCUCCUCUGACUGCUGGUGGGCGCAAAGAAUCCAUAGUGCUCACAGGGGAUCUGGAGCCCGUCAGAUCCAAACUGCCCUCCAAUUUGUGA
Molecule: messenger RNA, 3049 nt
Organism: Empidonax traillii (willow flycatcher)
Lineage: Eukaryota; Metazoa; Chordata; Aves; Passeriformes; Tyrannidae
Gene: HCN4
Product: hyperpolarization activated cyclic nucleotide gated potassium channel 4
Exons: 8
Coding region: 119-3049 (976 amino acids)
Biological process (GO): transmembrane transport; monoatomic ion transport
Cellular component (GO): membrane
Molecular function (GO): monoatomic ion channel activity
Source: RefSeq, a predicted model, not a curated record